Rhinichthys klamathensis goyatoka is the source of this 849-nucleotide messenger RNA. Its product is annotated as somatomedin-B and thrombospondin type-1 domain-containing protein. The record is from RefSeq and is a predicted model, not a curated record. Lineage: Eukaryota; Metazoa; Chordata; Actinopteri; Cypriniformes; Leuciscidae. The transcript has 5 exons. The coding region runs from base 22 to 825 and encodes 267 amino acids.
ACAUUCAGGCCGCUCAUUAUCAUGUCAGCGUGCAGCUCCAGACGCUCAUGGAUGCUUUUCUACCUCGCUCUGCUGGUAACACUGGUGUCCCAGAGCGAAGGAGGUUGUCAGGAUACGGGACUUUGUUGCUUUGGACAAAACCAGUCAUGUAUUACUGAAGACUGGAGGAAAGAUCGCUCCUAUGGGAAAUGUUACUGCGACCAGGCAUGCAAGACGACAUUGGACUGUUGUCACGACUAUGACCUUGCUUGUCCAGCCGUAUCCUGUGUGGUGAGUGAAUGGAGCGUGUGGUCUGGCUGUCUGGAGCCGUGUAAAGCAACACUUCGCACCAGGUGGAGGCAGGUGAUUCAGGAAGCACGUAAUGGAGGCGAACCCUGUCCCGCUCUACAUCAGACCGCAGGCUGCGCAGAGUAUAAUGAUCAACAUGGUCCUUGCCUGCAGUCACUGGUCCCAGCUCUCAUCACCACGGGUGGCUAUGGAAAUGCACGGAAAAAAAGGGAGAUUUUUGACAACAACAUCGCAAGUUACUGUGUGGAGUUUGAACUGGCGUCCCUGUCGGCGGGUUGUCAACGCAGCUUCAGUCCUCACACACGUUGGAUGCGGUACCUGAAAGAGGGGCAUCAGGUGUGUGUGGAGUGCCAGCCACCAGCACUGGCCCAGGGUCAACGCUACUGCUCCGGGGACGGGGAGAACAUGGGACAGGACAGGAGGCUGUCUCUGCAGUGGCGGGCCGUGGGGAAUUCUCAGUGCAGAGGGGUGUGGAGACGAGUCCGUCGACGAGACUCCUGUUCCUGUCCCACUGUACACAGUUUUCUCUUCAUCUAACUCUCACACUUUAACCGGGUCAUG